Messenger RNA from Effrenium voratum, 840 nucleotides. The record is from the annotation of a GenBank genome assembly. NCBI's taxonomy places the organism in Eukaryota, Dinophyceae, Suessiales, Symbiodiniaceae.
AUGUCGAAGACUGAUAGGGCACACAUGGAGGGCAUAGCUGUGGCGAAGAGCAUCGAUGGUGAGAUAGUUGGCAAGGACGGCCGCCCUCGACGUGAAAUCAGAGAGGGCGCGGGCUAUGUUCCGGCCAAUCCGUUGCCACGGGAACCCGCUCCAUGGCUGGUGCGACAGCCAGAGACGGCACGGGAAGACCAAGAGCGAUUCAGACCCAGUGAGGCUGAACCGCUCAGCGGUUCGUGGACAAGCAGCGUGGCUAUGCCAAGCUCUUCUCUCCCCAAGCCCAACAUUGACAUGCCACGGGCCGAUCCUAGCAACCAAGAGGUGAAUGGACUGCACCGCGACCCUGGGCAUUCGGAGCGCGAAGUGGACUUGCGGGAAAGAGAAUGGGAAGAGAAGGCUCGAGGCACUUGGCACGAACGCGGUGACGCGAGCCACGGCAAAGAGCCGCAGCCGCAGCCACCAGAAGCAGAGAUAUCCAGGCCGAAAGAAGGCCAUGGCAACGGCGAGGCGCUCGUGAAAGCAGUGGCCUCCGCCAUUGAAGACGCGCCGCGCGUGGAGGCCAUGCUCCUCAGCAGCUCUUCGACAGGCAAUGUGAAGGCCCAGCUUCCCAUCUUGCUGGCCAGCGAUUUGCUCUUCCAAACGCUGGUGCCCAGUGGCUAUCUGCAAGACUUGUCCCAGCGAUGCCAGGUUCACAUCGAUAUCACUGCGGAGGAAUCACUCCCAUCAUCGGUUCGGCAAGUUGUUUUAAGUGGCACGGCGGCUAGCAACGCUUCCGCAGCAUACUGGUUGCAGGUUGGUGCAGCACGGCAUAUGGUGAAGAGCGCGGGUGUUCGACCCAAUUGA